AUGUAUCCCACUGUCAACCCAGUGCCCAAAGGCCCUGCCUUCGAUAGACUUCCACCGUGGGUGCAACAGAAGCUCUCCCCGUUAGCGAUCGCGAAAAUACAGGCCGUGUACGACUGGGUUGAGAACGAAUGCAUCCCUCGUGAGCCUAUCGUGAAAGCCCAACUUGAAGGCAGGCGGUGGACCACGCCAGCCGUCAUUCACGAGCUCAGGGAGAAGGCCAAGGGAAAAGGAUUAUUCAAUCUUUUCCUGCCCAACCACUUCGAAGAAAGUCCGGGUCUCACAAACCUUGAGUACUCCUGCUGCGCAGAAAUCAUGGGAAGGUGCUACUGGGCCGCCCAGACCAUGAAUUGCCACGCACCCGAGACUGGGAAUAUUGAGCUAUUAGCGAAAUACUGCAACGAGGAACAAAAGGCAAAAUGGUUGAAGCCCCUCAUGGAUGGGACUGCGUCGUCUGCGUAUUCAAUGACUGAGCCCGAUGUUGCUAGUUCGGAUGCCACACAGGUCGGUAUACGGAUCACACGUGACGGAACUGAUUAUGUCAUCAACGGGCGGAAGCUCUAUGGCAACUGUCUCUGGAAUAAAGACCUAUCCUUCUACAUCCUCAUGGGUUGCAGCGAUCCUGGGAACCCUGACAGAUGGAGACGCCACUCAAUGCUUAUCGUUCCUUGCAAUACCCCGGGGAUUACUCAGCUGCGAAAUCUGAGCAUUAUGGGUUAUGAUCAUGCUCCGGAUGGACAUGGAGAAUACCUAUACAAGGAUGUCAGAGUACCCCGAGAAAACAUCAUUCUAGGCGAAGGGAGAGCUUUCGAGAUCGCUCAGGGAAGGCUUGGUCCUGGUCGCAUCCACCACUGUAUGAGACUGAUUGGGCAGACCGAGCGGGCCUACGAAUUAGCACUGAUUCGAUGUAACGACCCUCGAAAGAAGCCCCGAGGUAGGUUCAUCGGCGAUUUUGACUCGAACAUUGAGCGCAUUGCUCAGAUGCGACUUGAGCUGGAUGCCGCUCGGCUUGUAGUUCUCAAUGCCGCUGACACUAUGGAUACACACGGCAACAAGGCUGGGAAACGUGGCAUCGCUCAGAGCAAAAUCCUCAUUCCCGAGAUGGCUGCAAAAUGGAUCGACGAAUGUAUGCAAAUCUAUGGCGGGCAAGGCUUGACUCAGCAUACUCCCUUGCCCGAGAUGGUAAUCCUAUCCCUUUCAAGCGAGCACAAUUUUGGCGGGGUGGAAAUUCGCUAA
This is a messenger RNA of Neoarthrinium moseri, 1233 nucleotides long. RefSeq lists its product as uncharacterized. Gene Ontology annotation, molecular function: oxidoreductase activity, acting on the CH-CH group of donors; flavin adenine dinucleotide binding. Lineage: Eukaryota; Fungi; Ascomycota; Sordariomycetes; Amphisphaeriales; Apiosporaceae. The transcript has 3 exons. The coding region runs from base 1 to 1233 and encodes 410 amino acids. The record is from RefSeq and is a predicted model, not a curated record.